This is a messenger RNA of Mytilus californianus (California mussel), 4508 nucleotides long. Its product is annotated as outer dynein arm-docking complex subunit 2-like. The record is from RefSeq and is a predicted model, not a curated record. The transcript has 20 exons. Bases 113 to 3343 code for a protein of 1076 amino acids. Gene Ontology annotation, molecular function: protein binding. Lineage: Eukaryota; Metazoa; Mollusca; Bivalvia; Mytilida; Mytilidae.
UAUACACCUGCGCAAAGACCUUAGCAACUAUAACAACUUAUUUUGCCUGCUUUACAUACAUUUAAAUUUCAUAAACAUCAAAUUCUUGGAAAAGUAAUCGUAAAACAUCACAAUGGGACAGGCUCUGACCAGAGCAGCACAGUGGACAUCUGCCAAAGGAGGAUCUGGUGGGAAAUUAGAAUACACAAAAAUAAAUGAGGAACUUUUAAACAGUAUCAUAUCUUUCGUAGAUGGAUUCAGCGCUAAGUAUCCAGAAGAAUCCAAGCUCGUUUUUAAAAAACCACUAACAUGGCAGUCAUCUUUAAAACCAAAUCAGAUAAAAGGCCCAGGAAUGACAGACAGAGGGGAAGAUCUUGUAUCAGAAGAAACAGCAGGGAAAGACCAGCCUUUAUUUGUCCUACAGAAACACGAUCAAAUGACAUACAAUGUUAGUGUUAUGACAAUGCAUCAUGCAGAAGAAGUAAUGCGCGCUGCCGGAGAUAAGAAAAUGCAUGAAGUUAGAGCUUGUUUAGAAGCCAACAGAGAUCCAGUUGCCAACAUGCUUGGAGACAGAUUUGCCACAGUUGAAGGUGAUGACAACUCUAUUUUCCGUUACAUGGAAGAAAUUGCCAAAGAGCAGGAAAUGUUAGCUAAACAAAGUGCUGAAGAAAGAAAUGAAGAUAGACAGGCUGAAAUUGAAGAAAUGAAAAGCGUAUUGAAAUUGAGACUUUGUCUUCAGCGACUAGAUCAACAACUCAUGGACCAAAGCAUCACAAUUAUUUCAAAAGAAGUAAGACUUACACCAGUAACUGUUGAUGGAGAAGUCAGCAUCCUGAAAGAACUUUGUGGACACGAGGAUGACAACACAGUUUUGGAAAAACUAGAUUACUGGGGUGACAACUAUGUUUUCAAGAACGGCUGUAGAGCUCAACCAAAGAGACAACUCCAUGGAGAUAUUUGUUACUUAGAAGUCAAACCACAUGAUGGACAAAAUUUCUAUGUCACUGCCAACACAAGUGGUUACUACUGUAAUAAGGGUCCAGAUAACCAAGGAGACAUGGAUUAUGAAAAAGAAGGUGAUUCAUACAGAGAACUUGUUACCUUGCUAAAAGAUAAAAGUCCCAAGUUUGCUGAAAUGAUUGAUAAACAAGAUUUUGCAUUAAAACACCACGAUAAACAUGACAAAUACAUGGAUGUUAGAGUUGAACAGCAGGAUGAUGAUGAUACUGGAGAAACAUACCGUUCUGAGGCACCAAGAGGAGGUCGACAGAAAACAAUGGAUGACCAGGAUAAAGACAAACAAAAGUCAAAAUCACAAAAAAAGAAGAGGUUAGAACCAUCAUUGAAAUGGAGAGCUCUUGGAAUGGAGGAAUAUAGUGCAGAGAAAAUGGAUAGAGAGAAAAGAGUAUUAAAGAAAAAGAAAACAACACAAAGAUUGAAAUCCAAAACUCCAGUUGAUGCAGAGGACUCAUUCAGUGAAAGUUCUACAGAGAGUGAAGAGGAGGAAGAGGCUGUUGAACGUAGAAGUGAAACAAAUGCUGAUCUACCAUCAGAAUAUUGGCAAAUACAGAAACUUGUUAAAUAUCUCAAGGGAGGAAAUCAAACAGCUACCAUUAUUGCCCUGUGUUCAAUGAGAGAUUUUAACUUGGCUCAGGAGACAUGUCAGCUGGCUAUCAGAGAUGUUGGUGGUCUGGAGGUUCUUAUUAACCUGUUGGAUACAGAGGAAAUCAAAUGCAAGAUUGGAGCUUUGAAAAUCUUGAAGGAAAUUUCACGCAAUACCCAAAUCAGAAGAGCUAUUGCUGACUUGGGAGGUUUACAGACAAUGGUGAAAAUAUUAAGAGAGCAUGACAAGGAACUUAAAUGUUUAGCUGCAGAGACAAUCGCUAAUGUUGCUAAAUUCAGGAGAGCUAGACGUACAGUUAGACAGCAUGGUGGAAUUAAAAAAUUGGUUGGACUAUUAGACUGUGGCAGUGUCAACGGACCAAUGAAUGCAGAAAUUGAACGAGAUGUAGAAGUAGCCCGCUGUGGUGCUUUAGCUCUUUGGAGCUGUAGUAAGAGUAGGAAGAACAAAGAAGCCAUGAGAAAAGCUGGAGCUAUCCCACUGCUAGCUAAACUACUCAAAUCUACACACGAAGAAAUGUUGAUUCCGGUAGUCGGAACAUUACAAGAAUGUUCUUCUGAGCAAAAUUACAGACUAGCCAUUCGAACAGAAGGAAUGGUACAGGACCUCGUUAAAAAUUUAAACAGUAGCACAGAUGAAUUACAGAUGCAUUGUGCCGCAGCUAUCUUUAAGUGUGCAGAAGAAAAAGAAACAAGAGAUUUAGUUAGGCUGUAUGGUGGAUUAGAUCCUUUAGUGAAAUUAUUAGAAAAAACUGAAAAUAAAGAACUAUUAGCUGCAGCUACAGGAGCUAUCUGGAAAUGUGCUAUUAGUCCAGAAAAUGUUCAGAGAUUUCAGGAGUUAAAAGCAGUUGACAGACUUGUAGCAUUAUUAAAUAAUCAACCAGAGGAGGUAUUAGUAAAUGUUGUAGGAGCAUUAGGUGAACUGGCCAAAGAUCCUCCAAACAGAGCACAGAUAAGAAAAGCUGGAGGAAUAUCUCCAUUAGUUAAUUUAUUAACAGGAACAAACCAAUCAUUGUUAGUCAACGUAACAACAGCAGUAGGGCAGUGUGCAGAAGAACAAGAUAAUAUGGCUAUUAUAGAUAAAUUAGAUGGUGUGCGAUUACUAUGGUCCUUACUAAAAAAUCAGAAUCCAGAAGUACAAGCCAGUGCUGCAUGGGCAAUCUGUCCUUGUAUAGAAAAUGCUAAGGAUGCAGGUGAAAUGGUUCGAUCAUUUGUGGGUGGUUUAGAACUAAUAGUUAGUUUAUUAAAAUCAGAACAUAAAGAAGUAUUAGCAAGUGUUUGUGCAGCUAUAGCAAAUAUUGCCAAAGAUGAGGAGAAUUUAGCAGUUAUAACAGAUCAUGGUGUGGUACCGAUGUUAGCAAGAUUAACAAAUACUUUUGCAUGGAGAGGUGUUAGAACUAAUUCUGAGACUGAUGACAGAUUGAGGAGGCAUUUAGCAGAAGCCAUAGCUCGGUGCUGUAACUGGGGCAACAACAGAACAGCUUUCGGACGAGAAGGUGCUGUAGCCCCUCUUGUUAAAUAUUUGAAAUCUACAGAUGAAGAUGUUCACCGAUCAACAGCCAAAGCUUUGUUCCAGUUAUCGAAAAAUCCUGAAAAUUGUAUAACAAUGCAUGAAGCUGGCGUCGUUAAGCCUUUAAUAAAAAUGGUCGGAGCACAGGAUGAAGAAUUACAGGAAGCCUCAGCUGGUUGUAUAGGAAACAUCAGAAGACUUGCUUUGGCCAAUGAAAAAGCUCGAUACUCAUAGUGCAGGACUGUUUAACCAAUGGACAACAAUUUUACAUGACAAAUCUGUGAUAUUUGGGGGAAAAAAGAAUAUUGUACUGCCUAAAAUUAUAAAGAUAUAUUUUGAUAUGUUUUUGGCAAUAGUUUAAUUUCAUGUUAUUAUCAGACAAACUAAUAUGUAAAUUUUAAAGAAGUGCUGAUGUUGGUGAUAAUUUGUAACAGGGGAAGGGGUGAAAAAGGGGGAGGGGUUACAUCAGUGUACGUGUAUUUGCAUUUUGCAAUAUUUGUCUAGUAUUGUUACUUUUGUCUUGUUAUUACUUGAACAUAAACAUAAACAAAUGUUUGUAUAACAACCAAAAUUAUUUAAAUUUAGUUAAUUAAGAAACAACAAUUUAAUAAUAUUAAUUAAGUAAAUAAAACAACAACAAUUAUUUGUAUUAGAAUUUGGUUAGUUGUACAACAGAUGGUUAUAAUAAAAUUCAGUUACCAUUUAAACAACAAUUUAUUACCUUAAACUUAAGUUAUUAGUUGAACAACAAUCAAUAACAAUAGAAUUCAGUUAUCAGUUGAACAUUAAUUGAUUACAUAAAACUUUGGCUAAUAAUAGUAUAACAGUUGAUUAAGUUAAAAUUCAGUUAUCAAUAGAACAUAAAUUACUAAAAUUAAAAUUAAAGCAUCUAUAAACAUCAGAUAAUGAUAUGAAAAUUCAGAUAUCCAAAGAACAAAAAUUAAUUUUCUGAAGUUCAGUUACAGGUAUUAGAAGAACAGUACAAUUUUUUUAAAACCUUUUCUUCAUUGAAAUGUAUAGCAUUGAAGACAACAGUGAGAAAAAAUGGCAACAAUAAUUAAAAGAAAUGCAUUUAAUGAUUUUUUUUCAGUAUUUUUAAAGUAGAACAAAUAGAAAUGUUUUUUUUUUUUAUUAUAUUUGAUUUUUUUCUGUAAUGGUCUAUAUAAUUAUUUAAAUUUCAUUUAGUUGAAAUUUUUAUUUGAAUGCGUUCUAAAUUUAAACUGAGUGUACUUUUACAUUCCGUCCAAGAAUCCCUUUCUAAUGAUGCAGCUUGAGAAAAUAACUUUUUAUUAAUGUUUUUUAAUUAUAAUUUAUAUUCCAUUUUUGUUUUGACUGUAAGAAAAAUAUUACAAUUUGGACUAUUUACAUCUGUUAGCCAAUAAAAGAAAGAUAUAAAUUA